Messenger RNA from Closterium sp. Yama58-4, 318 nucleotides. Lineage: Eukaryota; Viridiplantae; Streptophyta; Zygnematophyceae; Desmidiales; Closteriaceae. The record is from the annotation of a GenBank genome assembly.
AUGGUGGCCUCAACUAUGAGCAGGCGGGCGCAAGUCGCAUCACGUGACGGCAAGGCCCCUGUGGGGAGAGGAGGAGAGGGGGACGGGGAGGGGAAGGAGGAGGAGGAGGAGGAGGAGGAGGAGGAGGAGGAGGAGGAGGAGGAGGAGGAGGAGGAGGAGGAGGAGGAGGAGGAGGAGGAGGAGGAGGAGGAGGAGGAGGAGGAUGAGGAUGGAGAGGGGAUAAGAACCAUGCGGCAGCAUGUGAGUCAGGAGAACGGGCGUGGAAGGUCAAGAAUGGACGUGGGGGGAAUGGGGCAGGAAACCAUGAAGGCGGAAUAG